AUGGCCGUGCCGCCGAUCCGCCGGGCGCUGCUGCUGUGGCAGCUGCUGGCGGCGGCGGGCGGCGCGGCGCUGGAGAUCGGCCGCUUCGACCCGGAGCGCGGGCGCGGGCCGCCGCCGUGCCAGGCGGUGGAGAUCCCCAUGUGCCACGGCAUCGGCUACAACCUCACCCGCAUGCCCAACCUGCUGGGCCACACGUCGCAGGGCGAGGCGGCCGCCGAGCUCGCCGAGUUCGCGCCGCUCGUGCAGUACGGCUGCCACGGCCACCUGCGCUUCUUCCUGUGCUCGCUCUACGCGCCCAUGUGCACCGACCAGGUCUCCACGCCCAUCCCCGCCUGCCGGCCCAUGUGCGAGCAGGCGCGGCUGCGCUGCGCGCCCAUCAUGGAGCAGUUCAACUUCGGCUGGCCCGACUCGCUCGACUGCGCCCGGCUGCCCACGCGCAACGACCCGCACGCGCUCUGCAUGGAGGCGCCCGAGAACGCCACGGCCGGCCCCGCGGAGCCGCACAAGGGCCUGGGCAUGCUGCCCGUGGCGCCGCGGCCCGCGCGGCCCCCCGGGGAGGAGGCGGCCCCGGGCCCGGGCCCGGGCGGCGGCGGCACCUGCGAGAACCCGGACAAGUUCCAGUACGUGGAGAAGAGCCGCUCCUGCGCGCCGCGCUGCGGCCCGGGGGUCGAGGUGUUCUGGUCGCGGCGGGACAAGGACUUCGCGCUCGUCUGGAUGGCCGUGUGGUCCGCGCUGUGCUUCUUCUCCACCGCCUUCACCGUGCUCACCUUCCUGCUGGAGCCGCACCGCUUCCAGUACCCCGAGCGCCCCAUCAUCUUCCUCUCCAUGUGCUACAACGUCUACUCGCUGGCCUUCCUCAUCCGCGCCGUGGCCGGCGCCCAGAGCGUGGCCUGCGACCAGGAGGCGGGCGGCGCGCUCUACGUGAUCCAGGAGGGCCUGGAGAACACGGGCUGCACGCUCGUCUUCUUGCUGCUCUACUACUUCGGCAUGGCCAGCUCGCUGUGGUGGGUCGUGCUGACGCUCACCUGGUUCCUGGCGGCCGGCAAGAAGUGGGGCCACGAGGCCAUCGAGGCCCACGGCAGCUACUUCCACCUGGCGGCGUGGGGGCUGCCGGCCCUGAAGACCAUCGUCAUCCUGACGCUGCGCAAGGUGGCCGGGGACGAGCUCACCGGGCUCUGCUACGUGGCCAGCAUGGACGCGGCCGCGCUCACGGGCUUCGUGCUGGUGCCCCUGUCCUGCUACUUGGUGCUGGGCACCAGCUUCCUCCUGACGGGCUUCGUGGCCCUCUUCCACAUCCGCAAGAUCAUGAAGACGGGCGGCACCAACACGGAGAAGCUGGAGAAGCUCAUGGUCAAGAUCGGGGUCUUCUCCAUCCUGUACACGGUGCCUGCCACCUGCGUCAUCGUGUGCUACGUCUACGAGCGCCUCAACAUGGACUUCUGGCGCCUGCGGGCAACGGAGCAGCUGUGCUCCCCAGCCAGCGUGCCAGGCGGCCGGAGGGACUGCUCGCUGCAGGGCGGCUCGGUGCCCACCGUGGCCGUCUUCAUGCUCAAAAUCUUCAUGUCGCUGGUGGUGGGCAUAACCAGCGGCGUCUGGGUCUGGAGCUCCAAGACUUUCCAGACCUGGCAGAGCCUGUGUCACCGCAAGAUGGCAGCUGGCCGGGCCCGGGCGAAGGCCUGCCGGGCCCCAGGAGGCUAUGGCCGCGGCACCCACUGCCACUACAAAGCUCCCACCGUGGUCUUGCACAUGACUAAGACGGACCCCUCUCUGGAGAACCCUACACACCUCUAG
Pipistrellus nathusii (Nathusius's pipistrelle) is the source of this 1791-nucleotide messenger RNA. The record is from the annotation of a GenBank genome assembly. NCBI's taxonomy places the organism in Eukaryota, Metazoa, Chordata, Mammalia, Chiroptera, Vespertilionidae.